UCUAAAACAGAUGUACUGACGACAUGUGUGAUAUCACUUAGAACCGGCUCCUCUUGGUACAUUUACAUUGAUUCGAACAACURCGACAGAGAACUUGAUGAAAAGAUGUCCUCGUUCGGUAGCUAGUUCUCUAAUGAACAGUCUUUUCGAUGUAUUUUAGAAAGAAAACAUUGUUAUGGUUCGCAGAUGGGUUCUUUGUUGUGCAUAUUUAAUGUUUACAUUCGUCCAUCUCCUGGAUGGUCAGCUUGCAGGAGUCGAGCGAGCCAAGUCGACGAUGUUCUCGUUCGACAUCAAAAAGAAAGUAAAGCAUCACAACCAUUAUAAAGGUAGUCAAAACAAACCUUUAAGACCUCCAUAUAUCAAAGAAGAAGAGAUGGAGUUCAUACUUAGGAGUACUUCAUACGCAUAUGUAAUUGAACUGGACGUAGGAAGCCCACCACAAAAGCUUGAAUUUCUGAUUGACACAGGCUCAUCCAACAUGGCAAUUGCAGGACCAAACUGUGAAGAUGAGUACGGACGUAAAUGCCAGAUAGACACAUUUUACUUCCCUAGCAAGUCGUCAACUGCUAAAAAUCUUCAUAUACCAAUCGAGACCCAGUAUGGCAAGGGAGCGUGGUCAGGCAACAUAUAUAGAGACAUAGUGGGAUUUCCUGGUGAUGGUCCCAAAACGGUUGCAGAAUUCGCAGUCAUUCGAAACGAGAAAGACUUCUUUUUGAAAAACUCUAUCAACGAAGGUAUUUUGGGUCUUGCUUACAGAAGUCUUGCCACAAAUGGAGUUGAGCCUCUAUUCGAUCAGCUCGUCCAGGAUGGUAAAGUACCGAAUGUAUUUACACUGGGUCUUUGUAAUGGAAUGGGUCAGAUAUGGCUUGAUUGGCCUGAACAAGAAACUUUUGAUGGACCUAUUCACUUCACAGAAAUAAACCAAGAAACGUGGUAUAGUGUUACAAUGACGGGAAUAGAUGUUGCUGGCAACAGUGUUGGCCUGUCGUCUCGUUUCUUUCCUGACGCUAUCGUAGAUAGUGGAACAACAGAUAUUUUGCUACCACCAAUAGUGUAUGCUGCUGUCAUUAACGAGCUAAAAAAGAGAGGCCCUCCUGUCGACGAGAGGUUCUGGAAAAGCUACUGCGUGGACACGGACCCUUAUCAGUGGCCUUAUAUAACUAUCUACUUAACAGACAUGCGAGGAGGCUCUUUUGGUCUUACGAUUCUUGGCAAACACUACGUAAGAAAGCAAGAUGAUUUCCAUUGUCUGAGCAUCGGUUUGAAGCCUUCAGGGGCAGUGCUGGGUGAAGUCUCCAUGGAAGGAAAUGUAGUCAUAUUUGACCGCGCCAAUCAGCGAAUAGGAUUUGCACCGAGUAAUUUGACUCACCCUGAAGAAGGGCCUUGUGGCAAUCCAAUGCGAGUUAAUAACACUGUUACAGGUCGUCUUCAUAAAUACUGUAAAGCUACCGACAUGCCUCGCGAGUCGUGCGCAAUGUCAUGUGACCCGUGUAUAAAAGAAGGAGGAGUCUGGUGUCCAAACGGCAAAGUCGUGGUUUGGAUCAACGGAGUGAGGUCUUAUCUAAGCACGACAAAAGGAUUUUGUUGGCAAGGUGGAUUAUUCAUGCUUGAUGAUGCAAAAGUUCAAACAUUUUUAAAAGGCCAUGGCAGCGCAGAGUUUCAAGCGUACUGCGAUUCCCUUCUACCCAUGUACAAGCAAUGUGCAGUGGAUGGAGUCUGGGUAGUUCUUAUGGCAGGUUCCCUGAUAUUUUUAGUGAUAAUGGUUGUUUUAUAUUUCUGCUGUCGACGCUCAAUGCUAAAGGCCCGUCAGGACAAUUACCAAGUUAACGCGAGAGAGAAUGAUGACCAACGGCGAUAACAAAUGACUUAAACUUUGCCCAACUAUGAACCAAUCAAAAAUCGAGAAAAUGCGCACUUUUGCCCAACUACAGUGCUUGAAUAGGUUGCUAUCAAUAGACGUCACUUCCGGUAAUAGCUCUUUUUUGAUGACUUGUAGAAUCCUGGAGGUUGUUUUGAUCUCUUGUUUUCUGGUUUGAUGUCGUGAAAAUAGUCAAAUACAAUAGUUCGAGGACUUAUUUUGAUGUGUUUUGACUUAGCAUCCGCUAG
Molecule: messenger RNA, 2106 nt
Organism: Actinia tenebrosa (Australian red waratah sea anemone)
Lineage: Eukaryota; Metazoa; Cnidaria; Anthozoa; Actiniaria; Actiniidae
Product: beta-secretase 2
Biological process (GO): membrane protein ectodomain proteolysis; amyloid-beta metabolic process
Cellular component (GO): endosome; plasma membrane; trans-Golgi network
Molecular function (GO): aspartic-type endopeptidase activity
Source: RefSeq, a predicted model, not a curated record